This is a messenger RNA of Penicillium cataractarum, 3198 nucleotides long. RefSeq names its product RIC1 family protein. Gene Ontology annotation, molecular function: protein binding. Gene Ontology annotation, cellular component: Ric1-Rgp1 guanyl-nucleotide exchange factor complex; cytosol; Golgi membrane. Gene Ontology annotation, biological process: retrograde transport, endosome to Golgi; intracellular protein transport. The record is from RefSeq and is a predicted model, not a curated record. The transcript has 6 exons. Bases 1 to 3198 code for a protein of 1065 amino acids. Lineage: Eukaryota; Fungi; Ascomycota; Eurotiomycetes; Eurotiales; Aspergillaceae.
AUGUACUGGCCUAAUGGAGUGCCCCGGGUCUAUGCGGUCAACGGGCCCAACAUUGCCCAUGUCUCGGACGACGUGAAUCGCGAGGGCACCGGCAGUUCCUUGGCGGAGCAGCGAAUUUCUAUAGAUUCCAAGGAAUUGAAAGAUGGCGUUCGCGACUCGGAGAAUCCAGAAGACCAGCGUGAUGGUCUCAACCCCGAAGAACCCCCUCCGGAGCGGAUGCUUCCCAAUGGGAGCAAGAGGCUAUCAACCAGGCCCACGGCAGUUGUCGCCGCGAUAGCUCGGUCCGCAUACUCGAUGACGACCUACGGACCAAAUGCGGCAAUUCUUAUGCAUCCCGACUCGACAAUCCUCGUCGUGCAGACACUCAAUGGAUAUCUCCUCACAUAUUCGGUAGCUUCGGACCCUGCGACGCGAGUCUACCAGCAGAUGUUCGAUCACUCCACACAUCCUCGUCGGCAGCAACUAGCACAUUUCUCGGCCGUCGAAGAGGCAAAUGUUGUUGGAGAUAUAAGCAUCAGGUUUCGGAUGGCCAUCAAGAUCGAGUCGGGGAUCGUCAAAGCGUUGGCACUCGACCAGGAGCUCGUCGUUGCUACGGUGAAACCUCCCGCUAUUCAGUGCAUCCGAUGGGCCCCGGAAGCUAGUGGGACACAGACCAAAUCCGAAAUGCUCACCCGGAUAUUGAAUGUACCGAAAAGGGUCUCGAUCGUUGAUAUGGUUUAUGACCGCGCAAUGAACCUUCUGAUUUGGCUCACCAGCAAUGGUCAGGCUUACGCAGUUCAACGGGUACCUGGAUCGCAAGAGGAUUCCGAUGUGCCUAAGAAGCUGUUCCACGGCCACUGCUUCCAUGACCCCAAAGCUGAUGGAGAAGAGGCUGUCAAAGUAGCAGUCAAUGCCCGGUUUUCCUUGCUUACGGUCAGUUGCGCAAAUGGCGAGGUCCUUGUUUACACUGCCAAAGACUAUACGGGGAAUGUGCCUCUUUCCCAGAAGCUGGGUCUUCCCGCGUCUCCUUCGUCAACUGGGGCAUUGGCAUUCAUGAAUUAUUCUCCAGAUGGGUAUUGCCUGUUCGCUGGCUAUGAAAAUGGCUGGACAACAUGGAGUGUCUUCGGAAAGCCUGGCGGUAACAGCUUCUCCGUCGACCCUGCUUUGGCAACUUCCAAUGGAGAGGAUUGGCUCACGGGCGUCUCGAAUGGUUGCUGGAUAGGUGGCGGGUCCGACAUUAUCUUGUCAGCACGGAACGAUCGACGUCUUUGGAUACUAGAGACAGCGCGCAGUGCCUUGACAGGAUGCUUUUCCGCCGCAAAUCUGGCUCGAGGGUUGCUGCAGACAGGGACAGAGUUCAUUCUAUACCGUGGACAUGACCUGCCCGAUCUGAUGACCAUCUCCGGCAAGGACUCACUCUGGCAUCAUGCCCAAUAUCCUCCUGCAUACCUUCACUCACAAUGGCCUAUUCGAUCUUGCGUGGUUUCUCAGGAUGGGCGGUAUGUUGCAAUCGCAGGCCGACGUGGACUAGCGCAUUACAGUGUCAACAGUGGCCGGUGGAAGGUCUUUGAGGACUCCAAAGUGGAGAAUUCAUUUGCUGUACGAGGAGGCAUGUGUUGGUACGGGCAUAUCUUGAUUGCAGCUGUUGAGAGUGAUGGCUCAUACGAGCUCCGUCUUUACUCUCGCGAGGAUGCCCUAACCAACAACUCUAUUAUGCACAUCGAAUACCUCCCAUCACCUGUGGUGUUCAUUGGUCCCUCCGGAGAGGAUUCCCUCUUGGUCUACACAUAUGACAACAUCCUCUACCACUAUAUCAUCAACUCUAUGCAGACACAGAUCACUCUUGUUCCUGUCGGACAAAUUGCCUUCAACGGAAUUGUCAGGGCACCAACUCGAGUUCGAGCAAUCAGCUGGGUCUUGCCUGAGGAUCAAAUGCGGAAUGGCGAUCCCUCGCAGGACGUCAAGGUAGCAUCAGUCCUGCUAUUGGUUGACGGUAACCUUGUUCUCCUACAGCCCACAGUGACGGACAGUGGUGAUCUCAAAUACGACAUGCGGGUCAUCUCCCAUGAUGUGGAGUACUACAUCUUGAUGCGUGACCAGCUUUCCUUCAAUUUCUCGUCUCAGGUGGACGAGUCUCUGCCGUCCAGCCCAUCCGCCGAGAUGGCCCUUGAGCCAUCUUACAGCAGCCUAUCACUCCGAGACUCAUUAUGGAUGUUCCGGGGUAAAGAUCUUCUAGCUUGGAAUGACGUUCAGGACAUUCUACAGCAAGAAGCAGUGCCCACACCGCUCAAUAUCCCAUUGGACUUUUAUCCAUUGUCGGUGAUCCUGAAUAAGGGGGUCGUGCUCGGGGUGGAAUCCGAAAUGACACAACGGCGAGACGUCACCUUCACCAGCCUAAAAUUCGCCAUUCGAACACACCUUUUCCUCCCAUACUUCCUGCAGUACUGUCUCGUCCAUCUUGGAACCCCAGCUGCGCUCUCCCUGUGCCGACACUUUUCCCACCUCUCAUACUUCGCCCACGGUCUCGAAAUUUUACUCCAUCACGUCCUAGACGACGAAGUAGACAACGAAAGCCGUGCCAGCAAGGCCGACGGCCCGAUAAUCCGCGACGAACCCCUCCUUCCUACCGUGAUUGCCUUCCUACAAGCAUCCCUGCCCACACAUGAAUAUCUCGACAUCGUCGUACAAUGCACACGCAAGACAGAACUUCGAUUCUGGCGCACCCUCUUCACAUACCUCCCCCCACCAAAGGAUCUUUUCGAGCAAGCCCUCCGACUCGACGCACUCAAAACAGCCGUCGGUUAUCUACUCGUUCUUCAAGCAUUCGAAGACGAAGACGACCAUCACGACGGGCAUAUCGAAGAAUAUGUCGUCCGCCUAAUUGGCCUGGCAUCUCAAAAGGGAGACUGGGAGCUCUGCGGCGAGCUCGCCCGAUUCUUAAUUGCACUUGAUUCUUCCGGUGAAAUGCUGCGGCGUGCUAUUGGUCGCGUCGGCUUGGGUUCGAGCCCGAGGCCAUCGCCGAAUGGUGGCCAGUCGGGCUUAGGAUCAAGAGCUGCGUCAGCGGCCAGUGUGAGAGGGCUGGGGCUAAGUCUACCGGUCCGCACGCCGUCUUGGUCAUCUCUUUCUCCCACUUCGUCGCUAUCCCCACGCCUUAACGGGCGUGAUGGAGAGGUGUCUGAUGAAUACCCCCAUUCCGUGGAUAGUCGUGACGGCUCAUGA